AUGGUCCCAACUCCCAAUGCUGAAUACAACGAGAGUCGAAGAUUUGUACAGAAAAAAAUUAAGUUCGGGAAAAAAUUGAAGAUACCAAAUGAAGGCUUCGUUUACUAUAGCGAUGGAUUGAAGGAGGUGGAUUCUAAUUUCAACCUCGACCAAGAAAUUUCUUUUGAGGAAGAAGAAAUUAAUAGUGAAGAAUCAGAGGGAUUCAAUUUAUUGGUACCAUAUUAUGCAGUGAUUGUGACGCCUUGUGACUCCUUUACUGAUGCUUUUGCAGAACAUUUUGUUUUUGAGGAGCCCAUUAAUGUUGAUACCUUUGACAUUGAUAUUGAGCGGCUAAGAGUCAACAUAUGUUAG
Striga asiatica is the source of this 351-nucleotide messenger RNA. Lineage: Eukaryota; Viridiplantae; Streptophyta; Magnoliopsida; Lamiales; Orobanchaceae. The record is from the annotation of a GenBank genome assembly.